UGGCAUCCCGGUAGCAGCGCUUGGGAAGCAAACUGCGCCUGGGCAGCCAGCCGGGAGGGUGAACGCCGCGUGCGACAGAAUCUUCUGGCGUGAAUGGAGAACCAAGAGUUUCUAGGUUCGUCUCCGCCGUCCGAGGUGAUCGAUGGGCAGGACUCAACAGAAAUACCUACUUGCUCUGAAGUCCAGAAGCCCAUUGUGCUCAGGAUUCUCGACACUCACAGCGACCUUGGGGAGUACGAGAAUGCCGAGGAACCCGAGAAUGGCGAGGAGCCCGAGAAGAUCAGGGAACAAGACCAGCCAGACGACUCCGAGCAAUGUGAUGAACCCUACGAGUCCUUUGAGCCCCACGCGCCUUAUGCGCCCCACGAGCCCCGGGAUUCCUGUGCACCCUACGAACUCCAUGAGCCCCGUGCAGCCCCCAAACUCCUCAAGGCCCGUGAGUCCCGCCAGGCCCGCAAAACCCGUGAGCCCCGCAAGCUCUGCGAGGCCAAGGAAACCGUGUUGCUUCCCAGCGCCGCAGCAAUGACCUCUCCAUCUCUGAUCACCAGAGUGCCGCCACGGCCUCCUCAGCUGUCUUUCCUGGGCGCGAGUCUCGUUUCCUGUGACUUUGUGAGGAAAUGUUGUUUUUCUAGGAAGAGAAUCCAAAAUCUUUCAAAGCCUAAAAAGCAAUGGGGAACUCCAGAUAGAAAACUGUUUUGGGGAAAUCAAGAUCCUAUUCGCCCUGUUUCCCAAGGUGCUUUGAAGAUUCAGCUGACCAAAAGACUUGAGAAGCUUGCCCAGCCCAAGGAAGUUUCCCACCACUAUGUACCUAACAGGCCUCAAUAUUACUACAGCUGUGGAAGAGAGUCUGUAAUUUGGCAGAUGAAUCCUCCUGCGUUGUUUAGACAACCCUCCAAAAGGCUCCAGAGGCUGGCGCAGCCCAGUGGAUUCAAAAGACAGUGUCUACUAAAUAGACCCUUCAGUGAUUACUUAACAAGAGAUUCUCUUCAAAUCUCUGAUCCUUCUCCCCGGAUAUUACAACUCUCAAUAGCCAAAGGCACAGAUCCAAAGUAUCAUCCUUCAAAAAACAUGCAAACCAACAUUUCACUGUCUACCCUGAGUGCGACUCCAAGUCCAAGAAUUGUAGAUCUUGCCCAUCCAAGGAUCAAGUUAGAGGGUCUGUGCUAUGAAAGACAAAGAACUGAACUGCCCAUCCGUCCUGUAACCCCUGCUGCCAUGCUAGCUAAACCUAGCCCCCGAACAAUAGCUCUAGCUAAGUCCAAGUCUGUUCAUCAAGAUUAUCUACCGGAUCGCGAUGCCCACUGGCCAGUAUCUUAUGCUGCUACUCAUUCCAAAGCAUCACCCAGGAUUCAGGAACUAGCUAAUCCAAAUAAGAGGGCUCCUGUGCAUAUUGUAUAUUAUGAUCCAGAUGUCUUUAAAGUUAAGCCAGCUGCUUUGAAAGCCCAUUGUCCUCAAAGGAUCCGGGAGUUGGCACAACCUCUUUCACGUUAAAUACAGAAAGCUACGUCAGACCCUGGUUAUGUAUCUAGAACACAUAUUAGAUGACUUAGUUUCCCGCUGUGAUACUGUCAGUUUACAUUCACCCCUUGCUUCUCCUCCCACAGAAUGAGACCUUUAAGGAAAACCACUAUGAUCAUCAAGUAGCAAUUGUUGCUGUUACCUGUCAUUGAAUCUUUAGCAGGCUUGAGGACUCUAGCAUGCAAUAAACGAGAAAACGAGAGGAUGCCUUAUUAUCUUUACUAUCUCCUCACAAGCAUCUUGGCUGCCUCGUUGCUGUGGCUGACCUGAAGAAACACUCUUCCUUAUAUUUGUGGGUUUUGCUUUUCCUUUCCCAGUGAGUUCCAUGUUCCCCAGUAGAUGAUCCUGCCUCAGUCCUUUCUCCAGUAAGUCCUGGGAAACGAAAUCAUUCUUUGUGUUGCUUCAGCAUCCCCUUAUUACUUAGAAAAAACACUGAAAAAGUGAAGUUCUUUUGGGAAAAUUAAAAUAUUUUUUAUAAUCUAUAAAUAUGAUUUACAACUGAAAUUUAGGGAAUAGCUUACCUUAAAUGAUGACAUCACCAAUCUGUUCCUUUACUCAUGUUCAGGGUCACUUACCAUGAAUGACAGAACAUUCUGCAAGAUAUUUGGUAAGCAUUAAAAUUCUCUGUAAAAUUGGAUCUGCGCAGAGUUUUAUUCUCUCCAUAGAUCAGUAUUUUACAAAUUA
Sapajus apella (tufted capuchin) is the source of this 2202-nucleotide messenger RNA. RefSeq names its product theg spermatid protein like (gene SPMAP2L). The transcript has 9 exons. Bases 94 to 1491 code for a protein of 465 amino acids. The record is from RefSeq and is a predicted model, not a curated record. Lineage: Eukaryota; Metazoa; Chordata; Mammalia; Primates; Cebidae.